AUGGAAAAUAUUACACAGCCCACACAGCAAUCUACGCAAGCCACACAACGGUUUCUGAUCGAGAAAUUCUCGCAGGAACAAAUUGGUGAGAAUAUUGUGUGCAGAGUCAUUUGUACCACGGGACAAAUUCCAAUCAGAGACCUCUCAGCUGAUAUUUCACAGGUCCUAAAGGAAAAACGAUCUAUUAAGAAAGUAUGGACAUUCGGAAGAAAUCCGGCAUGCGACUAUCAUCUGGGCAACAUUUCGAGACUAUCCAAUAAGCAUUUUCAAAUACUGCUGGGCGAAGAUGGUAAUCUUUUACUAAAUGACGUUUCCACUAAUGGAACCUGGUUAAAUGGUCAAAAAGUAGAGAAAAAUAACAACCAAUUGCUAUCCCAAGGUGAUGAAAUAACUGUCGGCGUAGGUGUCGAGUCAGAUAUCUUAUCGUUGGUUGUAUUCAUAAACGAUAAAUUUAGGCAAAGCCUCGAGCAAAAUAAAGUAGAUCGCAAAAGAUCUAACUUGAAAAACACGUCCAAAACCACCUCUCCAGGUCUUACUUCCUCCACUCCAUCUGUCGUCGCCGCUCACAAGACUGGUAUUUUCAAAGAUUUUUCUAUUAUCGAUGAAGUGGUAGGCCAGGGUGCAUUUGCCACAGUAAAGAAAGCUAUAGAAAGAACCACUGGAAAAACGUUUGCAGUAAAGAUAAUAAGCAAACGUAAAGUAAUCGGUAAUAUGGACGGUGUAACAAGAGAGUUGGAAGUGCUACAAAAGCUCCACCAUCCAAGGAUAGUGCGUCUAAAGGGCUUUUACGAAGACGCUGAAAGUUACUACAUGGUGAUGGAGUUUGUUUCAGGUGGUGAUUUAAUGGAUUUUGUUGCUGCUCAUGGUGCUGUUGGGGAGGAUGCGGGAAGAGAGAUAUCGAGGCAGAUCCUCGAAGCAGUGAAAUACAUACACUCCAUGGGUAUUAGUCAUCGUGAUUUAAAGCCAGAUAAUAUCCUUAUCGAGCAAGACGAUCCCGUGUUGGUGAAGAUAACCGAUUUUGGCCUAGCAAAAGUCCAGGGAAACGGGUCCUUUAUGAAAACGUUUUGUGGCACCUUAGCAUACGUAGCACCUGAAGUUAUCAGAGGCAAAGAUUCGUCUGUAUCUCCAGACGAAUAUGAAGAAAGAAACGAGUAUUCCUCAUUAGUGGAUAUGUGGUCAAUGGGGUGUCUCGUGUAUGUCAUUUUGACAGGUCACUUGCCUUUUAGUGGUAGUACUCAGGACCAACUUUACAAACAGAUCGGAAGGGGCUCUUACCAUGAGGGUCCUUUAAAAGAUUUCAGGAUAUCUGAAGAAGCAAGAGAUUUUAUAGAUUCCUUGUUACAGGUGGAUCCAAAUAAUAGGCUCACGGCUGCAAAGGCUCUAGGCCACCCUUGGAUCAAAAUGAAUCCGCUCGUCCCACAAUCGGAUGGUGAUUUUUCCCAAAUCUCUUUGUCCCAAUCUUUAUCUCAACAGAAAAUACUAGAAAAUAUGGACGAUGCUCAAUACGAGUUCGUUCUAGCACAAAGAAGAUUGCAAUUAGAACAGCAGCAAAUAUUACAAGAGCAAGAGCAAGAGCAAGAGCAAGAGCACAAUGAAGAAGACCAAGAAGAUCAAGAUGGUAAAAUUCAAGGAUUCAAAGUACCUGCUCACCCACCCGUUCGAUAUACACAGCCAAAAAGCAUUGAGGCUGAUAGCCAAGAACAAAAAAUCAUGCAUCCCAAUAAUAUAACAAACAACAUGAGCGCAAAGAAAAAGGGGCAUGGUAGAUUUUUGACUUUACAGCCAUUACCUGAUAGCAUUAUUCAAGAAAGUCUCGAAAUUCAGCAAGGUGUAAAUCCAUUUUUCAUUGGCAGAUCCGAGGAUUGUAAUUGCAAAAUCGAAGACAACAGGCUAUCUCGUGUGCAUUGUUUCAUUUUUAAGAAAAGACAUGCUAUAGGGAAAAGUAUGCAUGAAUCUCCGGCCCAAGGUUUAGACGACAUUUGGUACUGUCACACGGGUACUAAUGUAAGUUAUUUAAAUAAUAGUCGAAUGAUCCAAGGUACGAAAUUCCUUUUACAAGAGGGAGAUGAAAUAAAGAUCAUUUGGGAUAAGAUCAAUAAUUUUGUUAUUGGCUUUAAAGUGGAAAUUAAUGAUACUACAGGUCUAUUCAACGAUGGGUUGGGUAUACCGCGGGAACAAAGAGUAAUAUUGAAACAAACCACUGAAGAACAAGAUCUGGUUAAGAGGCUAACCCAAAUGAUGGCUGCUCAACGUGCAAAUCAACCCUCGGCUGCUUCUUCACCAAUGGCGGCUAAUAAGUCACAAAUUAGCGUCGUAGCCAAUAACAGCAACAACUCAGUCUUAAGCGAUUUGGUAGAACCCCCCAGUAAUGCAAACACGGGAAACAUCCUUAAGAGAAUACACUCGGUAAGUUUGUCGCAGUCACAAAUUGAUCCUAGUAAAAAGGUCAAAAGAGCCAAACUAGACCAAACUUCAAAAGGUCCCGAGAAUUUACAAUUUUCAUAA
Messenger RNA from Saccharomyces eubayanus, 2505 nucleotides. RefSeq names its product serine/threonine/tyrosine protein kinase RAD53 (gene RAD53). The record is from RefSeq and is a predicted model, not a curated record. Gene Ontology annotation, biological process: DNA repair; protein phosphorylation; meiotic recombination checkpoint signaling. Gene Ontology annotation, cellular component: nucleus; cytoplasm. Gene Ontology annotation, molecular function: DNA replication origin binding; protein serine/threonine/tyrosine kinase activity; protein binding. The coding region runs from base 1 to 2505 and encodes 834 amino acids. Lineage: Eukaryota; Fungi; Ascomycota; Saccharomycetes; Saccharomycetales; Saccharomycetaceae. The transcript has a single exon.